Molecule: messenger RNA, 333 nt
Organism: Nyctereutes procyonoides (raccoon dog)
Lineage: Eukaryota; Metazoa; Chordata; Mammalia; Carnivora; Canidae
Gene: TRPC5OS
Product: TRPC5 opposite strand
Exons: 1
Coding region: 1-333 (110 amino acids)
Source: RefSeq, a predicted model, not a curated record
AUGGAGCCUGUGUCAAUCCCUGAACUGGUUGGUGGACUUGUUGAUUGUGUAGCCCAGUUAAUAAGAAUAGCUGAAGAGCUUUUACAACUGAUUUCACAAGAACAAAUUCCAUGUAGAGAGCAAAAUGAUAGAGCAGAACAGAUGGAAGCAGAUGCAUCUUCUCCUGAAGAAGGUUCACUCCCAGACCUUUCUGAUUUCUCAGACUUAGAGUCAAUACUUACACCAAGAGAAGAUGGAGACUUAAUCUUUGACAUAGAUCAAGCGAUGUUAGACAUAGAAGACUUAUAUGAAGAUGUACUCUCUGGCAUAAACGAGGACUUAAGAAGUGGUUAG